This is a messenger RNA of Nerophis lumbriciformis (worm pipefish), 1554 nucleotides long. NCBI's taxonomy places the organism in Eukaryota, Metazoa, Chordata, Actinopteri, Syngnathiformes, Syngnathidae. The record is from RefSeq and is a predicted model, not a curated record.
AUGCUACUAGCGCCUAUCCAUCAUGGAUUAAGGGGAGCUACAGUCCACAUUUUAAAGAAAAGAUGGACUACACUCUUCAGAAAUCUGAGUUCCUGUGAUGGAGUCCCUCCAACACUGGUUGAUGCGGAAACUAUUUUUGCAUUAUCAUCAGGGCAUGGCAAGUGCGGGGUUGCUGUGGUACGGAUCAGUGGACCCUCAUCUGCUACAGCCCUCAGCAGUAUGGCUGGCCUCACACGCAACCUGCCCAUUCCUCGUAAAGCAUUGUUAAGAAGCAUCACACAUCCCCAGUCCAAAGAAGUGCUGGACCGUGGGCUUGUUCUUUGGUUCCCAGCUCCUCACAGUUUCACAGGAGAGGACAGUGUCGAGUUUCACAUCCAUGGAGGUCCUGCUGUUACUGCUGCUGUCCUUCAGGCACUAGGAAGUGUGCCGGGCAUGAGGCCUGCUGAGUCUGGGGAGUUCACGCGAAGAGCCUUUCAAGCAGGCAAACUUGGCCUAACGGAGGUGGAGGGCCUUGGCGAUCUUAUCCACGCUGAGACUGAAGCUCAGAGGAGACAGGCAUUAAGACAAAUGUCAGGAGAACUUGGCCGUCUCUAUCAGAACUGGAGUCACAAACUGAAACGGUGUCUUGCCCAUGUUGAGGCCUUCAUAGACUUUAGUGAAGAUGAGCUGAUUGAAGAUGGAGUCUUAACCCGCGUGAAUGGAAUGGUGCAUCAUCUGCAAGCUGAAAUGGCGCAACACCUGCUUGAUGAGAGGAGAGGCGAGCGGCUACGUAGUGGUGUGCAGGUGGUCAUCGCGGGAGCUACCAAUGCUGGAAAAAGCAGCCUCCUCAACACGCUUUGCCAGAGACCUGCAGCCAUUGUGUCUCCCAUUGCUGGAACCACCAGGGAUGUGGUGGAGACUGCUCUGGAUAUCGGUGGCUUUCCCGUUCUCUUGAGUGACACAGCGGGCCUCAGAGACAGUUUGGACCUGGUAGAGAGAGAGGGCGUCCGUCGAGCUCGUGAAAGAAUUGAGCAAGCAGAUCUGACUCUGGUGGUUGUGGAUUGUUCUCAUAUCCCCACUGAGUUCCAGCAAGCUGCAACCUUCCUUCAGGACUAUCUCAGAAGUGUCGUGCUCACUCAGGAGCAGAUGCAAACAGUAUUACCAUCUGACAGGUUCCUUCUGGUCCUGAAUAAAGUGGACUUACUGCCUGAUGAACAUAGGCAAAUGCUGAAACAGAAAUUCGGGUGCAUCCCUGCACUCCCUCCUGUCUGUGUAAUAUCUUGUCACACUAAUGAGGGACUUCAACACUUCCUCACAACACUGCACAGCAGAGUCAAGUCUUUGUGUGGCGACCCUCUGUCUGGUGCCCCUACCCUGACCCAAGCACGCCACAGGGCCCACCUACAGCAAUGUGUUGCAGCACUGGAUCAGUACCAGCGAUACCGUGACUUUGACCUCGCUCUGGCGGCGGAGGGCAUUCGCUUAGCUCUCACCAGCCUGGGCCGGAUCACUGGCAAGGUCGGACCAGAGGAGAUCCUGGAUAUUAUCUUCAAAGACUUCUGCAUUGGCAAAUAG